GGGAGCGAAUGGACGAACCACCUGAGUGUAUUGCGGAGCAGCUGGCUUUCUGGCCGUGGUGUGGGCCCCGACGACCCUUCGCUGUCUUAAUCCGGCUCCUCGACCGGCUGGACUGCCAUGUCCGGGGUUUUCCAUUGGUUUCGCUUGUUGGCCGGGGGCAUUUGCCUGCCCCUGGUGUUCCCGUACAUCGUCUACAAACUCUACAAGCUUCGAUGGGGUUCGCUGAAGACCGGCUGCCUGCAAGACAAGGUGGUUCUCAUCACCGGCGCCAGUUCGGGCCUCGGAGAAGCCUUGGCACACAAGUUCUUUGCAGCCGGCUGCAAGGUGAUCCUCGCUUCCCGUCGCGUUACUGAGCUGGAGAGAGUCAAGGAUGACCUCAUGCAGUCUGUGCCGCAGCCAUCGGGGCACCACACACCGGCAGUGGUCCAGCUCGACCUGGCGGACCUGUCGUCCAUCGCAGAGAAGGCUCAGCAGGCACUGCGCAUCCACGGCCGCAUCGACAUCCUUGUCAACAGCGGCGGCAUCAGCUACCGUGGGGAAGCGUGCGACACCUCGGUCGAGGUGGACGUCAAGCUCAUGAUGGUCAACUACUUUGGGCAUGUCGCACUUACCAAAGCGAUACUGCCCAACAUGAUCGACAUGAGAGAUGGAACCAUCGUUGCCAUCAGCAGCGUGCAGGGAAAGAUUGGCCUGCCAUUCCGCUCAGCCUAUGCGGCAUCCAAGCACGCAACCCAGGCCUUCUUUGACAGCUUGUUGGCUGAAGUGGCACAGUAUGACGUCCACGUAUGCGUAGUCUCUCCAGGUUACAUACGCACUAACCUCUCAAUGAACGCACUCACUGGCACGGGAUCAGUCUAUGGCGUGAUGGACGAAACAACCGCUACCGGAAUGGCUCCCGAGGACGUGGCUGACAUCGUCCUGGAGGCGGUGGUGAACAAGCGAACUGACGUGGUGAUCGCCAGCUAUCCCCGCCUCGUACUCUUCGUGCGGGUGCUGAUGCCCUGGCUGUACUUCACUAUCAUGAAGGGGCGAGCCAAGCGGUUGCGUCUACAGCAACGUCGGGUCCAAUAGCAAAUACUGGCGCGUUUUGCCCAGCGGGAGCGCGGGGGGCGAACGCUGUGAACUGUUCACCAUUCUGCCACAUGCGGUUUAGCGUAUCUGCAGCAACUUGCUCACUGUGUCGGAGAGGUCUCUUCGGUUUGCCCUGCACUGCGCUGGCUGCGUUGUUCCUGUCUGAAUCUUUGCAAGUGGGUAACAUUGGGGGGGGGGGGGGUAGUGUCAUCUGCCAGCAGCAUAGAAGCAGACGACACGGCACCCUACCAUUGGCUGGAUCAUAGUUGUCUGAAUCAGUGCAACACAAUUUGGUGUGUGGUGUCUGCUUCUGCUGUUUAUGUGAUGUCUGCUUCUCUGUCGUCUGUAAACAGCACAGAAGCAGGCGACUGCUUUUGGUUUGUCGCCAGCUUUUGUGUCGUCUGUUAAUGACACAGAAUCAGAUUGCUCAGCAUUGGAAAAAUGUCUCACAUUUAUGAAGCUUUCAACCCUGCUCUGGUCUUAGUUCAGCUUGCACGGGCAGCUCAAGGAGGCUCGAGGCACAAAUUGGCGUGCCAACUUAAACGGAGUGUGCUUGGGGGUGCUGUGAACUCAGUGGUUCUCAGGGCAAGGAGUCUGUUGUUGAUAAUUGAACUGGCAAAGCUUUUUAAUGCUGUCGACAAGGCAUCUUUAGCAAGCUUACUAAGGUAGACAGUUUUUUUCCUUUAUGUACAUAAUUUAAUAGUACUAUUGUAUUGGGGCACAAUGCCACUACUGGUAUCACUGUGCCCUACUGGUAUCGAAAGAAAAAUAUAAAGGGUUUUGGCUACCGCCACAUAUCCCUAGCUGUCGUACGGCUGGUUUAUUCCUGCUUGACCUCACAAAACUGAUGUCCUGAGGUCACAAACAGAAGAGCUGCCAUUUAUUCACAGGUAUCAGCUAACACCGCACCCACAGAAACAACAGAAACAACUGUUAUUGCAGAGUUUACCAGUGGAUCAUGUGGAUACUCGUUUAUUGCAUUUAGGGUCCCACCAUCUCUUUCCCAGGUCAGUUUUACAACAAAAUGCGCAAUAUAAGAAUGUGCAUGCAUCAAGCAGAUAUGCAGCUUCACUAACUUGUAUUCAGGAACACCAUCAAACAUUGAAACAUCAUGAAAUGCAAUAGCAUUUAUUUGUAUUGUGCUUGCAAGUGCACAGAAACACAUCAGAAGAGGUAAGCAGACCAGUUUAAAAAAGAAGAAAGAAAUACAACUAAGAAAAGUGGAACAAAAUAAGAAAAUAACCAUAAUAAAGACAAGCAGAAGUGCUCGAGAGGACAUAGUUGUAUUUAUUUUUGACAAGCCAUUAGUGGACUGGUCUCAGAUGUACAGCCUCCCGCAUUUUUAACUACAUCGUACGAGUGUCCAUCAUGCAUCAUUUUAGCGCUUUUAAGCGGCGAUAAUCAGCUAGACCGGCAGAAAUACUCUCAAGUGCACUAAACACUCUCCUGUGCACGAGUCGUUUAAUGCGGGAGGCUGUACAGUCCCAGCCGAAAAAGGCUAGCACAAGUGACUGGCGGCCGGAGCGGCAAAAUCACAACAUGCUUUCCGACAGGCACCCCUGCUUUGGAAAAUGGAAUGUGCCGCUCCGGCCACCAGUCACUUGUGCUAACCUUUUUCCGCUGGGACUGUACUUCAUCACGGUCAUUCCCUUCAUUUUCGUACAAUAGCACAGCCACCUCACAGUUGAUUUCUUUAGUUGGCACUCCAGUUUGUCCAACAGACUGCUGAAAUUUGAAGGUCUGCUACCCAAGAAGCAAUAGCGGACAUCGUUGGGCAUAUAUAUAUAUACAUACAUAUUGUCAAACCUUGCUAUAACAAAACGGGAUAUGACGUAAUAAUAGAUAUAAAGAAGUGAAAUUCCUCUUGAAAUAUCAGAGGUUCAUAUUGCAGUACAUCCAAUAAUGAAUAUAACGAAGUACUUUUGGCUUCCCCCUUUCAUCGUUGUUAUAACAAGGUUUUACUGUAUACCGUGUGUUCCAGCUAACGUUAGCCAAGCUGUUCAUGUAAAAAAAAAUAAGGUUAAACAGACACAAAGAUACAGUUAUAAAACCUAUGGUGUUCAGUCUUGAGAGGCCUGAGGAUUGAGCUCCGUAGGUCUGAAAAUCAUACCUAGCAGUGUCCUUUUUUUUUUUUUUUUUCAUUGAGCACCUUGGCUAAUGUUAGCUGGGACACCAUGUAUAUAUAUAUAUAUAUAUAUAUAUAUGUUGUUGUAUAGGGGUCCUGCAUUUCACAGACAGAUGUCUACACAUGUUGAUGACAUAUCAUUACAUGGUGGCAGACAUUGGAGGAAACUUGUCAGCAUAUGAGAGCCCUGUUUGAAAUGUUGCUUUUAAUGUCAUGUUCGAGAAUGGGUUGGCUUUGACUGUUGUUCAUUAGAAGCGGGUUCUUGUGUUUCACAGGAUCGAAUGACAGAAUUAUCUCAAGGUACUUUUCACAAGUGUUCACUCCGCUUUUGAGUUCACACACCAUAAGGACUGUCUAGACCUUGCAGUAUGCCCUGAUUAGUGAAGGUAACGAAAAUGAUUGGUUAUGUUCCACUGCAUUCUUAUUGUCGUACGACGUGUACGAGGUACAGUGUGCAACUUUGGGCAGAGAGCAGGGCCUGUAUCAUGUAGCGAUGCCUUCCGCUCAAUUCUAUGCUACUCGUAUUAUCCGUCGUUUAUGGUCUGCUGGUCCCAUUGAUAGCACGGGCGAAGCAUCAUUCUGACCUCUGACAAAAACCCCAAAAGCGCAAAGAAAAAUAGCUUUGAAAAAGGCAGCGCUACAAAAUCCCGGCCCAGCUUUCUACUGCCAUUGGCUCAAACGAUAGCAGACGACGCACAGCUUUUGUUAAAAGCAACAAAGUGUGAUCAUAAGUGUUACUGAAUCAUGGUAGUGCCAUGGCUGCACUUGUGAAGCAUUCCGUUAGCAAGCAAAUCUCGUCGGAGCUCUUGAGCAGCCUGCAUACACACCAGAACAGCAACUAGACAUCGUGUCUGCAAUCAUGCAUGUAGUCGCUUCGUUUCUUUUGACAGAAAUUGCACCACCCCUCUACUCCCCCUCACGAGAGAGUUGAUUCAAUCGCCCAAUCAGUUUUGUAGCCAGGGUUGCACCUCUGGUAGAGACCGAAUUCCUGUGCAGGACUUCAGACAGGCUUCGAAGAACCCAUCACGACAGUUCAGUGGCUACGGUGUUGCUACCGCUGAGUGCGAGGUCACAUCUUUCAAUCCUCGACCAUGGCAGCCGCGGUCCAGCGAGGGCAGAUUGCAAAAAAUGCCAAUUUGCCGAGAUUUCAGUGCAUGUUAUUGGAACCCGAGGUGACCAAAGUUAGACAAAAAGGCUCCAACUACCGUGCCCCCUCAUGUUCCAGUUCCAUAUUUUUGAUGCGAAAGCGUCAAAUGGCUCAUUGAGCGAAAAAGCCGGCGUCCGGCGUCUGUUGCAGCGAAACGGCGCCUAAAUUAUCUCUGUCCGCGACGCCACGUCACGAGUGUGCCUCGAUGGGGCAGAGCGCCAGGUGUGGCAUGAGAGGAAAGGGCAUAGCUGCGGUGCCGAAUCACCCUCGCUCUCGGAAGCCUGUGUUAUCCACGCAUUCCUUGUCCAUGCAUUCUAACUGCGCCUCGGUAAGGCCAAUUCAAAACGUGCCCAGCGUCUCAAUGCGGUCGCUUGUGUCCACGUGGAGUUCAAAACUCGGAAGGACUGCUCAGCGGCGUUCAAUUGGACAUUAAUGCUUUCGCAUUCACAACUCAUAAGAAGUGCCAAAGUGUGCCCGGAUUUUUCUAUACAAAACCCCAUAAAGAAAAAUACAUCAUUGUUGCAUAGCACACAUAAAUGUACCCAUAUGUUUCGUAUGGUCUUUCCUUUCUCAUUCUCUAAUAUACUUCUUUUUCACACGCAGUUUAGGCUGGAUUUCGAGUUAAGAACAAUUUUUCAACAUGCUCAGAAUUUAUGUCCAGAGAUUAUCAUUCCAGCUCUCAUCAUUCCACUGUAUAUACAUUUUAGAGGUCUUAGGAUUUGCAAAAAAAAAAAUGUAAUUUCCCACAAAGCCUGGAUACGAGUGCAGCAUGGAAAUCAGUGUUGCAAUAUUUAGUAUUUUUUGCAACCUACACGGUGAUUCUUACAGUUAGAAGCGCCACACCUCAAAGAGCAGAAGUUCUUAGCAGCCCUGUUAACUUUUGUGGUUGACUGCACCUUUCAUACAAUCCUCUCGCCCCCAGAGGGCCUUUUAUUGUUUCUUUUCGAUCGACAGCCCUGUUCAGAAUAUCGUCUCUAACAUUCGUUUAUACUACAUUAUUUCCACUUCCGAUUACGGACAGCAUGGUCCGUAAUCAGUGUUGCCAAGAACUUUGCAACUAUCCUAUAUUCCGUUGUAUACUUAGCAGGCAACGCUGCGGAUGCUACGCAGGCAGUGCGGUCAUAAAGUCUCACUCCGUGCGUUCCGCAGUGCAGUUGCUCUUGAUCUGUGACGCUUUCUGCGGACUAACUACUUCAUAUAUUACAAAUACAACUUCUGGACGUAAGGUUUACGACAGGUUACCACUUUUGCACUUCCAGUGUGCGACGUACUAUGUUUUGAUCGUAAGCGCAAGCGGUGCUCUGAGGCCACUAGUCACAGAAACGUAUCACUCCGCUCAGUUGUAGUGAAUAGGUCAAGAUCUGCGAGGCCUUCUACCUAAUAAAUGUGAUAUUUUGAGACAUGAGAGCAUGAGGCUUAAUGUUACGUCGAAAAACAUGACGCUUAUCUGUAUCGUUCUCUGACAUGUGUCGCACUAUCUUUUGGUAGAGGAUGUGAGUGGUGAGAAAAGUCUCUCUAGCUUUCGUAGUGUUGACCGAUAUGUAUGAAACGGAGUAUAACUAAGUGCAAGAAUUCAACCGCUCGCCGUUUCCCAGGUGAGUGAAGCAUAGAUUUGUGGCAUUGCAAAAGCGGCAUUGCCAUUGUGAAACCUCGAAGGCAUUACACUUGAAGGCCCCUUUAUAAUUUCUUUAUUAUUACUCACUGAAACAAUCUCUGUGCACAUCGGGAGCCCAAGAAAGGUGUUGUUAUUGCAGCAGAAAAAAAAAACUGUGCUGUUUCUUGUACAAAUUAUACCAUCGCUGUUUCCGAGAAACCCGAGUUGUGUGCGCGUGUGUGUGUGUUUGCAUUUUAAGCACUGUUGAAAGCACUGUAUACUUUGCAGUUUGUUUUUGUCGUUAGCCUCUUCGCCAUUUCUCGCGCAAGCAAGUACACGAACUGCUUCCAAAUAUCAGGUGUUGCAUCGUUGAUGGAAGCGCACACAAACAUAUUUCCUGCCAAAACCGCUGGCUUGUUGGUGCUCAAAGUCCCGUAGAAGAAGUUGAAAGCAUACAAUGCUCUUAUUCAAAAGAAAGAAAAGCUAAAACAGACGACGGUUCCCUUCACACAUGACAGCCUUGACCAACAGUCUGCGCAAGGCUUAGGAGCUAAAAGCAGCAGCCCUCGUUGUUUGAGGCCAACUACAACGGAAUUUUGCACUGCAUAAAAUGUCCAGUUUCAAAUAGUGUGGAUAAGAGCAGCCUCUGUGCAAAACCUUGUUGGAAAUACAAGUGGAUGUGUCACAAGAUGCUCACAACGAGAGGCGUUUUUGAUAUGCCAAAGCUGGAAGAAAAAAAAAAACACUGCCGUUAACACUUGCCGGAAAUGACUUGGCAACGUUGAGAACCAGCAAGGCUUCCCGGCACGACCUCCGAGAUAUGGCAGUGUGGCGGAAAUCAUGGAGGCAAUUGAUGUUCAGAAAUUCGCGUCAUAUCCGCUGACCUCCAAGUGCACUCGUCGUCUGCUUGGGUGUCAUUGAAAGGCUGUUUACCAGCCCUACAGCCUUACCAAGAGUGGUUUAAUAGUAUGAACUACUCAUUUAUAACCAAUUUAGCUAAACUGAAAUUUCAUUGCAGCUGGCUUUUAACGACUUGAAACAAUGUAGAAACAGUGGUAGCAUGGCUCCUUGUUAUCAUAUGCGUUACUCUACUUCAGUAGUACUCCCAUAAUGCUCAAGUGAUGCACUGGUGCAGUGCUGUUCUUAUUGUUACCCUCACACUGUUGCUGUUUUCGUCUCCAAAUCAUUUUGCAUCUCGAGGACCAACGUUGCAAGAAUUCUAGAGUCUGCAUUGGCGUGAGCCAAAACCACGUGUGUACAUUUGCGGUUUAAUGUUGCUGACCAGGCCUGACAUACCAUCAUGGUCCGUAGCCUAUACAGUGGACUGUCCGCCAUUGUCCUAACCCAAGCACCAGCUUCGCUGAAUUUUUUUUUUCCCCCUGGAACAUUUUCCAGUGCCAGAUCUAUCUAAUGGCUGGUGUAUCUGUGUCACCCGUUUCCUUUUCUUCUGCGUAAGUAAGUGUACCGUAAGCGGGCAUUAAUGUAAGUUAAAUAAGUGUCAUGUUUACGAAAAUGUUUGGUGCUGUGUUGUUCAUACGUAUAACGAUGUCCCCUACACUAUGGAUCUCCUGUGUUCUGGGAAUUAGCCAUGUCGCAGUAAUUUGCACUACAUAGUCGGCGCAAUGUGUGUCUUCUGCACAAACUUAAACCCAGUCGUCUGUCUCUCCACAAGCGAUGAAGUGUCCAUUAUGUUGCUAGAGGGGCAGACACAAAAGGCAACUCUAAAUCAAGCUAAUAUACAAGACUCUUGUUUUAAACUGUCCAAAUCAUUAUUUACUGAGAACAGAGCUUUUGUAUAUGAGAAAAAUCGUAAGCAGGACAAGACUGGAACAACACUGAAAAUACAAAGCCUUCUGCCAAUAACAUUGUAUGUCCUGUUUAUAACCGAUAAAUAGCAGUCAAGCACUGAUGAUAAUGCUGAUGAAAUUGCAGUUAGCACACGAACAAAAUGUAGUUUGGCCAAAUUCAUUAGCACGUCUUACAGAAGAAUUUGCCAGAUCCACCUGCCUCAUUCUGUUCUAGUGGCACUAUGUGAGGGCGUGUGGCGCCCUCUAUGUGUGCGCAUCUGACUCGAGCAAGAAUACUAAUGCCUGGCAAAGCAUGACCACCGAGGUCACUGGCACGACAUGAUUGGUACAGUGUCAACAUGUGAAUUGCAGUGUGUUUGGUACUGUGGCGCCCUCUGUGCGUGGACAGGCAUGGUAGUGCCUGGCAGAGCAUGACCUCCGAGAUUGCUUGUAGAGCGCAGGUUAUGUACACUGCGUCAGCGUGUGGAUGACACAUUGCCAACCAGUGAAACAACUGCUGCAGUAUUGGUCUACAAGUUGGAGCAACGGGCAGUCUGUUUUCGCUCACAUUUUUCUUGGUGUCUAAGCCAUCUCCCGGUCUUUGGUGUUCCCUCAAGUGGAGAAGAGCUGUAUGAAACCCAAGCCACGAAACAAAAUGUCUCAAGAAUUCAUGUUCUUGCAUAUUACACGAACUUUGCACUGGAUGUGGUUGUGACCGUUUCUAAUCUUCCAAACCUCUCUGUAAGUUGUUUGCGAGCCCAGUGCUAAGUACAUCUCCACGUCAAAAGUUUAGUGCAAAAUGUUUUCGUGCAGCUAACAAUUUCUGUGCAUCACCAGUAAAAUUGUGCCAACACAGCUAAUAAAAAUGGUUCAGCUAGUUUAAAGCAAUAGAUUUAGUAGUUUUAAAUUUUGUUCUAAUGUUCUUGUUGAGGCUACCAUUUGUCUACAGCUGCUGCGGCUAGGAAGUUCCUUGAUGUUUCGCGUGCUGUGGAUCACUAGUAAUAAUUCAGUUAUGGUUAGCCGUGAAGUGCAAUUAGCCAGAUGUAAAGACAGUGUUGCUUGAACACAGGAUAACCUUGGCGGUAUGUUCUGAGGGGUAAAAGGUAUAGGAAAAAGCGUAUGAAUCAGGAAUUUUACAGGAAAAAGCGUAUGAACCAGGAAUUGAUCGACAGUGGCCAAACAAUGGAAGUAUCGGCCUUCUGGAGCCAACAUUUCGACAAAAGGACUUUUAUUUGUUCCUUUGCUGAAACACUGGCUGCAUAGAGUUUUCUGCAGGUGCUACUAGAGGGAAUUCUUGCACUAAUGUCUACAUAGCUGAAAGUAUGGCAGUGAUUGGUAGUGUGUAUGGGUUUGCCUAAACUUUUUCCUUCUGGCUUGAAACAUCUUUGCAACUUUAUAAGUUGGUCGCUUUCAACAAAGUAUAUUGCUUGACAAAUUCAGUAACUUGAAAUGAUGAUGCAUGUGUGCAGCAAUUGAGAAAGACAAAAGCACAAGAAUGUCUGAAGCCACCACCUCGAAGAUCAGACCAAUCCAUGUACCAUCCAUCAUUCCUAUAUGGUAGCUAAACAAUAGCAGCGUCAGGAGUUCUCUCUAGCCAUUUUGCAAGAAACUCUGUGGUUGGUUCCAUAGGUUGGUUCCAAGUCAACGAUGUGGUUGACUUGCGUUGUUCAGCCGCUGUUUAUCAUUUGAAGGGCCACAUUCUCAGACGAUCACUUUCGCAAGAUUUUGCGUCACUUGGCACCAGAUGCGUCAGCCUCUACGGACAAGAGCGGUCCUGCCACUGUGUCCUGCGCUCUUGGCAUUCUGCCAGGAGUACCGAGUAGCCCGAAAUCUCGCAAAAUCAAUCGUAUCCCCGAAAGUGAUCAUCCGAGAAUACCACUCCAAGCUUCCUUUGAUCCUCCUCAGUGUCGUUUCGACAAGCUGGGAAUGUACCAACAUGGUUUUAUCAUUCUGCAUGUUGAGGAACAUUCACGAUAAUCAUACUCCUAACCUAGCGUAUAUGGCUGUUGUCAUCACGUUCAAUUUUUUUUUUCUUUUGGCUCUUAAGAUGCAGUUUACAGGGUAAAGCAUACAUGGGAGUCCAGUUAUGCGACUGCUGUAUAGAAGUUUUUUCAACAGUUUUACACUUUGCCAUUGAGUGGGUGGCAUUUCUCCAUAGUUGCAGUUUUGUUUAUUAUUUGUGUCGGACACUGAAAUGUGGUGUAGAAGGGACACUUGGUGAUGACGUGGGAACAGAACAAAGCUACAGAAGAAGCAAUGAGAGUUUUUUAAUUAUAGCCUCAUGGUAAAUUCAGGCGAAUGCCAACUUGCUCUUUCGUCAACCUUCUUCCAUUUCUGGAUGUCCGCACCACUCUCUCUAUUGGCUUUCACUGUGUGCAUGCAACUACAGGUGCUCUCUUUUUUUGUCACUCAAAUCCAAACUGUUGUGUCCUGUCACACAUCUGUUGCUGUAACAGACUUUUCUAAUGUGGCUUCUAAUUUAAUUCUCACUUACUCAGACUAAGGCUAAAAAUUGUUUUUUGGCAGAAGCACAGAAACCAGCGCUUUUUCCUUCUCAUCAUGGAAGAAAAAAAAAAUGUUUGCACCGAGAAAAUUUUAUGCUCCUGGUGUUCAGUACAACACUUUGCGCUGUUACUUGCCCUAGUUAUCCGAGAAUUGCAAUGCGGCUUUGCCUAAUACUGCACCCUUUACAGUGAGUGAUGUUUAAAAACAUGCAGUCUUAUGUAAUUUUGCAACACCUGUAGUAUGGAAAAGCCUGGCCUUUGAGAUUGGUUUCUGUUAAUCACUGGGGUUGCACUGUAAGCACGAAAUGAAAGGUGCAGACAAAGGCAGAUUUUCAUUUGUUUUUUGGAAAAGCUAGGCAAGCAUCAGUGUCGACUGUUAUAAUGAACGAUCCGAACCAUCAAAUGCAAUUUUGAUGCUAAAUUUGAGCAAGAGCAAAGGAGCAGCAUGAGAAAAAUCUCUAUGACAUGAAGGAGAAAGUGCAGGUCUCUGUACAGCGCUUGUAAUUGAGUGUGCAACGCUUCAUAAAUUAAUUGCAUCCGAGAUUUGUGACACCCGCUGCCCAGUCUCAGAGGCCAUAAUAGAAUUUCAUGCUAAGCACACCAGGAGCAAAUUUGGCGCUAAUGUCUGCAUGUGCUUAAGUGCAGUGUUUCACCGAUCACGGGAUUGGUGGGUAGUAGAUGGUGUUUUUCAAACAUUUGUCCUUCUAGCUUCGAACAACCAAUUUGAUUUCCUAUAUUAACCAAAGUUGUCAUAAGUCUAUGCUUAGCCUCGUUUAUCAUCUCAUUUCUACUAUCACGCCGAUUUAGGAAUGUUACAAAUGAAAUGUUCAGAAUUAGAACGUCAAUAGUAAUCGUUCAUGAAGAUUGUGGCUGUCCAAAUGUCAUGCGAGUCUAGGGACAAGCAUGCUCGCAAGUGUGGAGACUAACUUACAUGCUAGAAUUUUGCAUGAUGGAACAUAUUGGCAAUAUAAAACGCUGAAGAAAAGAAACCUUGUGUGGUUGGCAUACAACCAAGCCAAACCGCAAGGAACAAAGGUAGCCACAGCGUGCUUUCUCAACGAAGCCAUGCCAAGCUUUAGAAAAAUCCAUACACUACCCAUUACUUUCACGGUAGGUGAAAAUAUGCGGUGCCAAACACACUAGACAUUGCAUUAUAUAAUGUGUUCUGAAUAUAAGAUGCUGAAAAUAAAAACUUUGUGUGGUUAGCACUCAACACAGUCGAACCACAUGGAACAAAGGAAGCCAAAGUGCGCCUUUUCAAUGAAGCCAUGCCACGCUUCGGGAAAACCCACGUACUACCCAUUAGUCUCGCGGUAGUUGAGACUGCAGUGCCAGAUUUUCCUACGGAUUUUAAUCGUGGUACAAGAUUCUACGGUGUAAACAUGUAAAUUCUAUUCUAUAGUUGUCCUCACAACAGCAUUAUUUACACUGUGCUCUCCUUGUGUGGAAACAAAUACCUCCAGCGUUUACGUUUCACUCCAAAUGUGACACCUCCAAUUCUGAAUGUUGUACUCGGUAUUGUCGGCUCCGAAAUAAAUCACUCUGUGAUGUAA
Messenger RNA from Dermacentor silvarum, 11781 nucleotides. Its product is annotated as dehydrogenase/reductase SDR family protein 7-like. Gene Ontology annotation, cellular component: membrane. The record is from RefSeq and is a predicted model, not a curated record. NCBI's taxonomy places the organism in Eukaryota, Metazoa, Arthropoda, Arachnida, Ixodida, Ixodidae.